AUGUUCACCGAGGUUCCCCACGACAUGACGGCACAGCGGGGGCAGGAUGUGGAGAUGGCGUGCUCCUUCAGGGGCGCUGGGAUGCCCUCCUACUCCCUGGAGAUCCAGUGGUGGUACAUCCGCAACCACAUGGACUGGACCGAGCGGCAGCCCUGGACCACCAACGAGGUGUCCCCAGAUGAGGAGAUGCCAAAGGAUUCGACAAAGAUAAGUGUGGUAAAAGUGGUCGGCAGCAACAUCUCCCACAAACUGCGCCUGUCCCGAGUCAAGCAGUCAGACGAGGGGACGUACGAAUGCCGCGUGAUCGACUUCAGCGACGUGGGAGGGGCCCGCCACCACCGCGUGCGCGCCCACCUGCAGGUCGUCCCGGAGAGCGAGGCCAGCAGCGACAGCACUCACGACGACCGCCAGAACAACUUCGAAGCCGCAGACGACACCAAGAAGGCCAUCACCAAGGGGGCGGAGCAUCACGGCAAAGACCACGCCCACCACAUGAAUCACAGCAAGCGGCCGAGUGACAGCCUCGCCCCUCACCACGGCCACUCCCACAGCGCGCAGCAGCACAAGGCCAAAGAGCAGAAGAGGAGGGACAGUGGCAGCGACUGCGCAGACGAGGCGAGCUGCGCAGUCUAG
Messenger RNA from Knipowitschia caucasica, 633 nucleotides. NCBI's taxonomy places the organism in Eukaryota, Metazoa, Chordata, Actinopteri, Gobiiformes, Gobiidae. The record is from the annotation of a GenBank genome assembly.